AUGCCUCCACGACUCCCACUGAGGCCAAUUGCCGGCCGUGCGGCAUCAUCUCUGUCUCUACCGCAACAAACAAGCGCUCCGUCGCGCGCCGCAGUCUGCUUGUUUUGCUCGCUGUCGACAGCGGCAACUGCCACUCCCUCACGAUCCACCACUACUACCAGCCGCCCGUACGCUGCCGCCACCGAAGCAAGAAAGGCACUGAGACAGCGCCGGUUUCAAUCCACCGACUCCGCGCCGCUCGAGGCCGCAACACCCGAGAACCCCCGCGCCGAGCUGAUCGACACACUACUGGACCUGCAGAAGCACGCCGUGAACCAUGUGAAUCUUUCCCGCCUGCAGCUCGCCCUUCAGGGCCUCCGGCAGGACCCCGGUCAGGAGGCCGUCCGCGUCGCCAUCCUCGCCCUCGCCAACGUCUCGGAGCCGGGCAAGGCGGCGAAGGACCUUCUGAGGCUCAUCCUCGCAGACCCGCUGGGCGAUGAGUCGGAGUGGGAAAGGGAGCUGGCGCAGCACGACCCGACGCACCCGCUCGUUGUGCGCAUCGGACAGGAGCAUGCUAGGCCGCGUGAGGAGGCCGCGCCGACGGUAACAAUAUCCAAGACGAACCUGCUGCAUGAUUUGGGCGUGUCGUCACCCGCGCUCAACGGCCACGGCAUCGAGCUGCUGUUGAUGGAGGUGAACCCCUUCUCCGCGGCGCCGGGCGAGGUAGCCUACGCGCAGGAUGUCGAGGAGUCUGUAUUGGUGCCUACGGUGGACAUCCCGUCCAACACGGGCCGGUAUACGCCCAUCACUACGCCGGUGCACAAGGCCCUGGUUGUUUCCGAAGGGGUCAUGGGCGCGGCGUCUGUGGCGUCGCUGCCGCUGGCGGAAUAUCGCGAUACGAUACUUGCGGCCAUUAACCUGCCGGAAUACCCUGUCAACAAGGAUGCGCAGACGACGUUUCAGCCGAUCGACGUCUCCGUGGGAAGCAAGGGGCUCGACCUCAUUCGCCAGAAUAUUGGCAACGCGAUGGAGUAUGAGCGCUCGUGGUACAAGAGCAACGUGCCGGCUGUCAUCCAGUGGCUCAAAUCGGGCGUGCAGAGCGACGAGGGCCAUGUCACCAAGCCGGCGGUGCGGCUUCUCAUCGCCUCGCUGCUGCGCAACACCCUGGCGGAGAUCGAGGCCGAGGAGUCGCGUCUGCUGUCGGGGAGGCUGUCGACGGAGGCCGCGUCCUCUGGCCUGGCGGUGAUGAACGAGAGGCUCGCCCAGUGGUCCCAAUUCGCGCACGAGGAGCUGCAGCAGCAGCUCGACCUCGCGUUCGCGGGCACGAGGUGGCGCAAGCUGGGCUGGUGGAAGCUGUUCUGGAGGGUGGACGACGUCGGCGUGCUUACGACCGACAUGCUCAGCCAGCGCUUCCUCCCCGGCGCCGAGAGGGAGCUCGUCUACCUCGCCGGCCGCAUCGCCGAGUCGGGCGUCGCCACUGCCGCGGAGCCGCCCACGUACGCCCAGCCGACGUCGGAGCUGCAAAAGUCGCUGCCGGAAUCGAGCACCGUCGCCAAGGCCGUGACGCAGAAGCCCAAGUGGCCGACGCACAUCUCCUUUACGCGCCGCUAUCUCUACGAGGAGACGGUGCCCGCGCUCCAGGCGCUCGCGCAGAAGCUGGUCCUCCAGGCGUCCAGCACCUCGGCCCUGACCACGGCGCUGGGCGGCCUGCUGUACGUCUCGCAGUACGCCUCGUCUAUCUACGAGGCAGGCGCCGUCGCCGCUCUGGGUAUCAUGUGGAGCCUGCGCCGCCUGCAGACCAAGUGGGAGACGGCUCGGACCUACUGGGAGGGCGAGGUGCGCGAGGAGGGCCGCAAGGCCGUCCGGGGCGUUGAGCAGAGUGUCGCCGAUGCGCUGGACGGGUCUCGCGAGGGGAACCCCGUCGAAGGCGCCGAGGAGCUGCGUAAGGCCAGGGAGCUCGUCGAGAAAGCCCAAGACGCGCUGAAGCGCUUAGAGUGA
Colletotrichum higginsianum IMI 349063 is the source of this 1977-nucleotide messenger RNA. RefSeq lists its product as uncharacterized. The record is from RefSeq and is a predicted model, not a curated record. Lineage: Eukaryota; Fungi; Ascomycota; Sordariomycetes; Glomerellales; Glomerellaceae. The transcript has a single exon. The coding region runs from base 1 to 1977 and encodes 658 amino acids.